This is a messenger RNA of Dermacentor silvarum, 7434 nucleotides long. Its product is annotated as fatty acid synthase-like. Lineage: Eukaryota; Metazoa; Arthropoda; Arachnida; Ixodida; Ixodidae. Gene Ontology annotation, molecular function: fatty acid synthase activity; phosphopantetheine binding; oxidoreductase activity. The record is from RefSeq and is a predicted model, not a curated record. Gene Ontology annotation, biological process: fatty acid biosynthetic process.
GGCCAUGGAGACCGGCACCAUCGCUGGCAACCUGCACUUCAAUGAAGCCAACCCCAACAUCCCGUCUCUGCACGAUGGCACCAUUGAGGUGGUGGACAAGCCGUGCCCGUUGCCCGGCAACCUGAUUGGCAUGAACUCGUUCGGCUUCGGCGGCGCCAACGUGCAUGCCAUCCUGGAGGCGAACGCGGCGCCGCACGUGGACACCUUGCCACGCCAGAAGCCCGAGCUGCCGAGAUUGGUCCUCAUGGCUGGGAGGAACAAGGACUCGCUGGAGCGUACGCUGAAGCGAGUCGAAGACGAGGGACCAUACCCGGACUCGGCGUACGCCCUCCUAAACAAGGUCGGCCAACCCAGCUUACACCAGUUCCCGUACCGAGGCUUCGCCGUGGUACCCGUCGACGGUUCGGGCAAGGACGCCGUCAAGGUCACCGAGCAAGUGCCGUUCGAGAAGCGAACCCUGUGGUUCGUCUUCACCGGCAUGGGCUGCCAGUGGAAUGGCAUGGCCCGCCAGAUGAUGCAGUUCGACGUGUUCGCCCGCUCCAUCCACAAAUCUCACGCGCUGCUCAAGCAGUUUGGCAUCGACCUCAUCGACCUGGUGACUAGCGACAACGCUGCCAACCAAACCAUGGUGUCGCCGUUCGUCUCCGUCGCCGCCAUUCAGGUGGCGCUCGUUGACAUGCUACGCGCUAUCGGCGUCCAUCCUGAUGGCAUCCUGGGUCACUCCGUGGGCGAGACCGGCUGCGCAUACGCCGACGGAGGCUUCACCGCAGAGCAGACCGUGUUGUGCGCUUACUGGCGAGGCCGCUGCGUCGAGCUGAAAAAUCCGCCAAAGGGGGCCAUGGCUGCAGUCGGCCUGACGUGGGAGGAAGCAAAGAAGCGCUGCCGUGACGGCGUCAUCCCUGCAUGCCACAACGCCGAGGACUCGGUGACCGUGUCCGGACCAGCCGAGGCCGUGGCCAAGAUGGUCGCAGAACUCAAGGCCGAGAACGUGUUCGCCCGCGAGGUUAAUAGCAUGGACGUGGCCUUCCACAGCCCUGAGAUGCGGAGCAUAGGGCCCUCGCUCCGGCAGGCCCUGGAAAAGGUGGUGCCCCAGUCUAAGCCCCGCAGCGAACGCUGGGUCAGCUCCUCGGUACCCGAGAGCCGCUGGGACGAGCCCUUGGCCAAGAGCUGCUCGGCCGAGUACCACGUGAACAACCUGCUCUCGCCCGUACUCUUCAGCGAGGCCCUCCAGCACGUGCCCAGCAACGCCAUCGUGGUCGAGAUCGCGCCACACUGUCUGCUGCAGGCCAUCCUCCGCCGUGCCCUGGGCUCUGGCGCCAGCUGCCUUGGCUUGAUGAAGCGCAACGAGGACAACCUCACAUUCUUCCUCAGCUCACUGGGCAAGCUACACACGCUGGGAGUCCAGCUGGACUUGGCUCCACUGUACCCGCCGGUGCCGUGGCCGCUGCCACGUGGCACUCCCAACAUCGGGCACCUGGUCAGCUGGGACCACUCGCAACAGUGGAACGUCAUCGGGUGGAACGACUUCCCGACGUUGGCGCAGGUUCCCGAGGAAGCCGUCGAGGUCAACCUCGAGGACAACGAAGGCGACGCCUUCCUCGCCGGCCACCAGCUGGACGGCCGAGUUCUCUUUCCCGCAACUGGCUACAUGGUGCUGGCCUGGAAGUCCCUGACCAAGCGCUGCGGGAAAUCGUUCCACCAGGUGCCCGUGGUUUUCGAGGACGUCACCCUGCACAGGGCCACCAUCCUACCAAAGAGUGGCUCCGUGAAGUUCCUGGUGAACAUCAUGCGCGCCACUGGCGUGUUCGAGGUGUGCGAGGCCGGCACAGUGGCCGCGAGUGGCCACAUCCGCAUGGCCGAAGAAGGCGAGAAGCUUUUGGACAAGGAGCCCCCCGGGACACCUACCGAGACCGUGGCCUACGACCUGGACGCCGAGGACAUCUACAAGGAGCUCAGGCUUCGGGGCUACGAGUACUACGGAGGCUUCCGGGGCAUCAUCAAGGCUGACCUCAACAAGCCGUACGGCAAGCUCAAGUGGGAGGACAACUGGGUCACCUUUACCGACAACAUGCUUCAGUUCAGCAUCCUGGGCAACCCGCAGCGAACCUUCAGACUGCCCGUCAGGAUACAGUCGUGCCGCAUCGACCCCGAAGUCCACGCUAAGGUCGUCGAGAAGGUCGGCGAUGCGGGCAUCGAUGUCGUCUACAACCCGUACCUCAACAUGUGCCGUGCCGGCGGCGUUGUCAUUCGAGGCCUCAAAGCCAGCAUCGGCCCGCGGCGCGCUGUGCAGCAGACGCCUUUCCUUGAAGAAUACCAGUUCGUGCCGUACGCAGACGAAGAAGUCGCUCGCAACGAACGUGAGUCCUGUAUCCGCGAGUACGUCGAGGUGUGCAGCAGCGUCGUGCGCCGCCUCCUCGAGUCGUGCGGCAUGAACGGGACGCAAAUCUCGGACCUCAUGAAGGACUUCCGUGAAGCUCCCGAGCAGGUUCUCAACCAGUACCUGGAGAACCCGGGUGAGAACCAUGGCCUCCUCAAGCUCCUGGCCACCAUCCAGAAACAGGCCAACGGCAACGCCGCGUCUCUGGUCGCCACCGUCCAGACGGCCCUGGCGGCCCACAAGGAGGACCUGCAGCGGGACUUCCUCAACACGGUCCUCCUCGAGGAGGACCCGCUGCGGUACCUCUUGGACGUCGUGGUCGAGAACACGAGCACCAAGAAGAUCCGCGUUCUGGAGCUAGCAGGUAAAGGUAGCAUGUUGCUGGCGCCAUGUGUGACCGAUCUGCUUCGCCUGUCCAACACCUUGCUCAAGACUGAGUACACCGUGGUCCAUCCUGCUCCGGAUACAAUCGCGGCUGAGCAGCUUCCGGAAGGAACGAGAACGGUCAAGCGGGACCCCGCCUCGGUGUCCAAGGACGGGCUUCCCGAAGCCGACCUGAUCGUCAUACGCGGUGUAGCCGGCGAGCCUGGCAAGAGUCUCGAGUCCCUGGCCGAGGAUCUGUUCUCCCAAUGCAAGGAUAACUGCUUCGUCCUGCUCGACCAGCGCACGGCCCUCACUCCUGCCGAGACGUUCUUGUCGACAGUCGGCAAGGUCCCGGUCCGGGUCCAAGCCAUCGAGACCGUGAAGGCGGCCUUCCGCGUCCGCGGAUUCCACGUGGUCGGCCUCAAGUCCAACAAUGUGUCCACGCUGCUCCUGCUCAGGAAGAUCUCUAGCGUCGACGCUGCGAAACAGGAAGUGAUCAGGGUCAGAAACACCGGCUACGACUGGAUCGAGCCUCUCAAGACUAAGGCAGCAGAAUACGAGAGCAGGCCUGCCGGAGAGAAUGUCUGGCUGCUCGCCGAGGACGUGGCCAUCAGCGGAGUCGUGGGAUUGACCAACUGCCUGCGACAGGAGACGGCAAGUCACGUCAGGUGCAUAUUCAACGCGAGCGUUAAGGAACCGAACAAGGUCGCCGACUUCAGCCCAAGCAACCCGGCAUACAAGGACAUACUAGAGAAGAACUUGGUCAUGAAUAUAUACCGCGAUGGGCAGUGGGGGUCUUAUAGGCACAGGGUUACGCAGUCUGACGGAGCCCCGAAGACCACAACGCCGUACGCCUUCCUGAACGUGCAGACCCGAGGCGAUCUGUCCAGCCUGCAAUGGUACGAGUCACCGCUACGAUACGCGUCGCCGUCUAGCAGUGCGGACGGUGUCCUGUGCAGCGUGUACUACUCUCCGCUCAACUUUCGAGACAUCAUGCUAGCCACCGGAAAACUUCCGCCGGAUGCGUUGCCUGGCAACCUGGCUUCCUCGGACUGCGUCCUCGGCCUGGAGUUCUCCGGCCGCGACCCGAAGGGACGCCGAGUCAUGGGUUCCGUGGCAUCCCAGGGCAUGGCGACGGCAGUAGCCGCCGACCCGGGCUUCCUUUGGGAGGUGCCCGAGUCGUGGAGCCUCGAGGAAGCCUCCACAGUUCCGGUUGCCUACUCGACCGCCUACUACGCCCUCCUGGUGCGAGGCAACAUGCGGCCCGGGGAGUCUCUGCUUGUCCACUCCGGCAGCGGAGGCGUCGGACAGGCAGCCAUCUCCAUCGCCCUCAUGGGUUGCACAGUCUUCACCACUGUCGGUUCCAAGGAGAAGCGAGAGUUCCUCAAGCGCCGCUUCCCGCAGCUUAAGGACCGCCACUUCGCAAACUCGCGCGAUCUCUCGUUCGAGGCUCACAUCCUUCUGCAGACGAAGAGCCGAGGUGUUGACCUCGUACUCAACUCGCUGGCAGAAGAGAAGCUCCAGGCCAGCGUCCGCUGCCUCGCAACCCACGGCCGAUUCCUAGAGAUCGGCAAGUUUGACCUCUCCAAAAACUCGCCGCUGGGCAUGUCCGUGUUCCUCAAGAACGUCACCUUCCAUGGCAUCCUGCUGGACGCGCUGUUCGGCGACGACCCCUUCGUGGCGGCCGACAAGCGCCGCGUCGUCGAGCUUGUCCGCGAAGGCAUCGCCUCGGGGGCGGUGCGGCCGCUGGAUGCCAUCAAGUUCAAGCGGGACCAGGCCGAGGAGGCGUUCCGUUUCAUGGCCUCUGGAAAGCACAUGGGCAAAGUGGUGCUCCAGGUCAGACCGGAAGAGACACCACGCAAGACGGCACCCGCCACGCCGCUCACCGUGGAGGCCGUGGCCCGAACCUGCUUCUUCGAGCACAAGUCGUACGUGAUCGCCGGCGGUCUCGGUGGUUUCGGCUUGGAGCUUGCCGAGUGGAUGGUGCACCGCGGAUGCCGCAAGCUGGUGCUCAGUGCGCGGUCCGGUGUACGGACCGGAUACCAGAGGCUGUGCCUUCACCGGUGGCAGCAUGCCGGCUGCAACGUUGUCGUGAGCAAAGCCGACGCCUCGACCGAGAAGGGCGCCCGACAGAUCAUCGAGGACGCCAAUGCGCUGGGACCAGUCGGUGGCAUCUUCAACCUCGCAGUGGUACUUCGCGACGCACUGCUUGAGAACCAGACACCAGAGGCCUACGAGACAGUGUGUAAACCCAAGGUUGACGCCACGCAACAUCUGGACAAACUGUCUCGAAAAAUGUGCCCGCAACUCGACCACUUCGUCGUCUUCUCAUCCGUGUCAUGCGGUCGAGGCAACGCUGGACAGACCAACUAUGGCUACGCCAACUCCGUGAUGGAACGGAUCUGCGAGCGACGGGUUUCCGAAGGACUUCCCGGCCUGGCUAUCCAAUGGGGAGCCAUCGGUGAUGUCGGCGUCCUCCACGACACCAUGGGUGCCGAUGUGGUCGUCGGGGGCACCCUACCCCAGCGGAUCAGCUCCUGCAUGGCCGUCAUGGACCGGUUCCUCAGCCAGAGCCACCCGGUCGUCUCGAGCUUGGUCAAGGCCGACCUUUCCACCAAGUCGGAUGGCAAGAACAAGCAGGGCCUUGUGCAGUCCAUCACACACAUCCUUGGUGUGAAGGACCCGUCGAGCCUGAACCCGAACAUGAGCCUCGGUGAGCUGGGCAUGGACUCGCUCAUGGGCGUCGAGGUGAAGCAGACGAUCGAGCGCGACUACGACCUCACCCUGUCCAUGCAAGAGAUCCGGCAGCUCACCCUCAACAGGCUGCGCGAGAUCGAUGGCGGUGCCAGGAGAGAGCGGGAAUCUUCUGCACAAAAUGCCGCCGCUGCGCCGCAGGACGACGAUGCUUGUACGUACGUCCUUGUAUUUCCACAACCCGCAGACAUGUCCGAGGUGCCGCGGCUGACGCUCAUCAAGGAGCUGAUACCCCGAAGCAUCCUGGUUGAGAUGAACGGCCUGAAGGGAGCCUCGCCUGUGUUCAUCGUGCACCCGGUCGAGGGACACGUGAAUGCCCUGUCCGAGCUGGCCAGCCAGCUCCCCGUUCGAGCUGUUGGAGUGCAGAGGACGCGCGACGUUUCGGGGUGGUCCAUAGAGGAGAUGGCCGCUGUCUACCUACAGAAAAUCGUCGAGCUUCAGCCCAGAGGUCCCUACCACAUGGUUGGCUACUCGUUCGGCGCCGCGGUGGCCUUUGAGAUAGCCGUCCAGCUGCAAGCGUCGGGAGCCUCCGUUGGCAGCCUGACCCUCUUAGACGGCGCCCCCCAAUACAUGUCCGUGCACACCGCCCAACACAGGUCGCGCUUCGGCAGUAAGGACGAAGAGGAAUCCUCACUCUUCUGUGCCUUCCUCAUGCAGUACAUGGACAUCGACUUCAUCGAGCUCCGAAACCAGAUCAACCAGCAUCCGAACUGGGACGCCAAGCAAGAAGCAGCCACUGACAUUCUUCUCAAGGCAUACCCCAACGUGCGGCCGAGCCGAGAGGACGUGGCCGUAGCCACACGCGUCUUCUACGAGUUCCUCUUAUCCGGCACCAACUACAAGCCGCACGCGAAGUUCCACGGCGACAUCGUGCUUGUCAAGCCGUCCAGGCCACGGAAGAUGGCGAGACAAUUGCCGCCCGACUAUGGCCUCCCCGAUUGCUGUGAUGGCAAGGUAGAGAUCAAGGUGGUCGACGGCCUUCACGAAAACUUCAUCCUCGGCCAAGGUGCUAAGCAGUGUGCGGCUAUCAUCAAUCAACAAAUUAAAAAUUGAAUUAAAAAAAAGAUCCUGUACAUGUUUGAACAAAUCCAGGUCCGUAUGCAAUACAGCUAGCCCCGCCAAGACUGGCUGGACCAGGGUUUUUGUGGAACAGUGUUUGACAAACUAAAUGACCCAGCCAUUCUAUUCGGACUGUACAGGAAAGAAGCCGUUCGCGUGGAACAUUGUGGAUGAUUUGGGAGCAGGCGUGCGCAAAACGCUGUUACUGUUAGGUACGAAGGACCAGCAAAUGACUUCUAUGCUUGUUGUGCAGCAGCCGCGGAGUGGGCUUUCACAAAUAUAAGACACCGUAAGCAGGCACUCUGUGUCCAUGCAAAGUCAUGAGGAGGUACAAGAACUACUGCUUGGACGUAAUCGUGCAAGGUUGGCGCUACCACCAAAGUAUUGCAGUAGCCCAAGAACUCGACCGAGCUACCGACUCACAAGAAGGCUUCGAAGCCCUAAUAUGACUCUCGCAGUAAAGAGACAAAAAUAAAGAUAAAGAGAGAGAGAGAGAGAGAAUCAAAUGUGUAAAACUGCAUUUGUCAUUCGAAAAUGGACACGUGAUAAUACAGGUGUGAGGCCACGAAGAGGACUUUCUUUUACCUUCUCUUGAGAUUGCCUGUUUUGUUUUACUGACGUCAUUUUUUUUCUAUGGUAACCACAUGUACAAAGACAGCAGUCUAGCCAGAAGCGGCUGCGUAUUUAUGCGUUUGCCGUAAGCAUGAUGAACACUUUAUGUUCCUUAUUAUUGUAUUCUUUAUAUUUUGACCUUGGUAAUAAAGACUUCUGUCAUGUAUGAUGCACUGUCUGCCGAGUGUUUGGUUUAAGGAAGAGAGAAACCUAUACUGCAUGAAGGAGGUAGUUAAAGGUAUCAAAGCUUUCGUUGAAUGAACAAAUGA